AUGGCCUCGGCAGGUGACGAAGCCCCGAUCCUGAUCAUCGGGAUCGAUUUCGGCACAACCUACUCGGGGGUCGCCUACUCGCGCCGCAAGAACCCCCCCAAGCUCAUCACCAACUGGAAGAACCUGCGCAACUUCAACCAGGACAAGGAAAAGGUCCCGUCGGCAGUCUUCUACGACCAAAUGACUGCGGGUGAAUCUUCCUGGGGCUAUGCCGUGCCCAUCGGAGAAGGCGUGCUGCGGUGGUUCAAGCUCCUGCUCGUCGACGAGAAUGACCUGCCUUCCGAGAUCCGCAGUUCCCCUCACGUCGCAACCGCCCGGGCCCUGAUCAAGCAACUCAAAAAGACCCCGGUAGAAGUCAUCGGAGACUAUCUGGGCGAGCUGUGGAAGCACAGCCGCGAGAACAUCAUGAGGGCCGUGGGCCAGCGCGUGUUCAAGAUAUCCCGCCUUCACUUCGUCGUGACCCUGCCCGCCAUCUGGCCCCAUUAUGCUAGAACUCGCAUGGAAGAAGCACUAGUGCGAGCUGGAAUUCGAGAGGCGAGGCCUGCGGGGGAGACCAUAGUCGACUUCAUCUCUGAGCCUGAGGCGGCCGCUCUGGCGUGCCUCGAGGGUAGCUCUGAUGAGAUCGACCUAAACCCAGGACAACAUCUGAUUGUCUGCGAUGCCGGCGGCGGCACUGCCGACAUCAUCACUUAUACGAUCCUCAAGAUGAACCCAUUGACAGUCCGAGAGAGCGUUAGGGGCGAUGGUGACCUCUGCGGCGCCAUGUUCCUCGACGAGAGCUUCCUGAUCCACCUCAAGGAGCUCAUCCCAGCCGAUGUGAAGGGCAAGAUGAGGGAUGGCGUGCUCCGGAAGAUCAUGAAUGAUGAUUGGGAGCACGGCAUCAAGCCCUCCGUCUGUAAAGGCAGUAUGGUCGGCAACAAGAUCACUAUCCAGGCCUCUACCGUUCGUGAUAAUGUGUAUCGGCCACAGAUUGCCAAGAUCGAGAACCUCGUCGAUGAACAGAUCAAGCAAGUGAAAAAAGACUAUGGACGUAAACCGAAGUAUCUUAUUCUUGUGGGCGGCUUUGGAAAGUCCGAGUUCUUGUACGAGUGUCUCCAAGAGAAACUCGGGAAGAAGAUAGAGAUUCUGCAGGACAGUAACAGCGACCCGUGGACUGCAGUCGUUCGCGGUGCCGUUUACCACGGGCUUGUCCGCAGCAAGAUGACCGACAACCUCAACGUCUCCAUCGAGUCACGCAUCUCCCGCUACAGCUACGGGACCUUGGUCAAUGCGAUGCCCUUCGAUGCAACAAUGCAUGAACAAGAAGAUCGCUUCUACUGCUCCGCGAACCAAGCUUGGCUGGCCGCGAACCAGACCAUGUGGUUUGUUGACAUUAACGAAACCGUCUCGGCCCAUAAGCCACACAAGUUCAUAUGCUGGCAGGAGUUGAGCAGCCCGGACGAUGAAGUCGUCGUUGACAUCGUCUUCUCUGACGCAGAGACGCCCCCUAAGCGUCAAGAUGGGACCGUCAAACCACUACGCGUCGUCAAAGUUCCUCAGAUCCCCGACUGGGGCAAGCUUCCUCGCUGGAAGAAUUCAAACGGAGAAGAGUUCCGGCACUUUGAGUAUGAGUUGCGCAUGGUCAGUGAUGGCACGUCCCUCAAUUUCUCCGUCUAUCACAACAAGCGCAAGAUUGCCACCGAAAGCGCGAGUUUCGAAUCGAGCGGUUGUGCCUCUGCUGGUGCUGGUUCUGCUUCUGGUGCUGGUGGAAGUGCAUCGAAGCCUCCAAGAGCGUCGAACCGGCAGAUGGGCCAUCAACCUGACCCUGACUACAACGAGGAGAGCGGGAGCGAGGAAGAAGAAGAAGAUUUUGAGAUGGAGGAUUGA
Molecule: messenger RNA, 1866 nt
Organism: Fusarium keratoplasticum
Lineage: Eukaryota; Fungi; Ascomycota; Sordariomycetes; Hypocreales; Nectriaceae
Exons: 9
Coding region: 1-1866 (621 amino acids)
Source: RefSeq, a predicted model, not a curated record